Messenger RNA from Pseudoliparis swirei, 1490 nucleotides. RefSeq names its product nuclear factor of kappa light polypeptide gene enhancer in B-cells inhibitor, alpha b (gene nfkbiab). The record is from RefSeq and is a predicted model, not a curated record. Bases 79 to 1035 code for a protein of 318 amino acids. Lineage: Eukaryota; Metazoa; Chordata; Actinopteri; Perciformes; Liparidae. Gene Ontology annotation, molecular function: protein binding. The transcript is spliced from 6 exons.
GGGCAUUUACAGCCUGCUUUGCACGGCUCCGCCCGCAGACAACCAAGCGCACCUUCCUCGCCAACAAACCCCGCCGCCAUGGCCCUGCACAGGACCAGCAUACUGAACCAAAUGGAUUACAGUCGGGACUCUAAAGAAGGGAAGCCGGCCCCGUCGACGGAGGAGCGGCUCGACAGCGGCCUGGACUCGCUGAAGGAGGAGGAGUACCAGGCGGUGGCGGCCGAGAUCCGGCUGCUCCACUUGGAGAGCGAGCCGCCGCAGCAGCGCCGACAGCCUGCCGCCGGACCCGGGGAGCAGCACGAAUGGAAGACGCAAAUCACGGAGGACGGAGACACGCUGCUCCACCUGGCCAUCAUCCACGAGGCCAAGGAGUACAUCAAGACGAUGAUCGACCUGUCCAAGAACACAGACUUCCUCAACACGCAAAAUGACCAGCGACAGACGCCGCUCCACUUGGCGGUAAUAACGAACCAGGCGGACGUGUGUCAGCGCCUGCUGGUGUCCGGUUGCGACCCCACGCUGGUGGACGACAGCGGGGACACGCCUCUUCACAUUGCCUGUCGCCACGGCAACCUGCUGUGCUUCAGCGUCCUCACCCAGAACUGCCAGACGGAGCAUUUACACACAGUGAUGGCCGCCUGCAACUACCACGGUCAGAACUGCCUCCACCUGGCUUCAGUUCAGGGUUUCCUGUCACUGGUGGAGAACAUGGUGGAUCUCGGAGCUGACAUUAACUCAAAGGAGCAGCGUAACGGUCGCAGUGCGCUGCACCUGGCCGUGGACCAGCAGAAUCUGUCGCUGGUCAAACUGCUGCUGAAGAAAGGCGCCGACCCCAACCUCCUGACGUCCGGGGGCCACACCCCCUUCCACCUCACCUACGGCCGCGACGGCGACGACAUCCGGAAAGAGCUGUACUCGCUUACCCACCCCGACCUGCGGGAGCUGCCCGACAGCGAGGAGGACAACAGCGAGGCGGAGGACGACGAGUCCGACGAGGAGGUGGGAUAUGACGACAUACAGUGGAAAGGACAUUAGCAGGAAGCGAGAGGAGGAAGUUACAGAGGCAGGCGGAUGACGGUAAAGGACAAGAGAAAGGGCUCGGCUACUUUCAACGUCGCGGAUUUGGCGCGUGCGCGACCGCCCAACGGAGCGGCGGCAACAACGAGUCCGGCUCCAGGACGCGGAGGGAAGAGCGAACACGCCGAGCUGUAAAUACAGGACCGCCGGAGGAGUGUCGCUGUACGAUGAGAGGAUUGCUCGUAUUCUGUGGACGCGGCAAAUCAUUAGUCACCAAAAAAACAUCAAUCCAUCCGCACAGAUGUACCUGCAACACCUCUGUUGUAUGAUAUUGUAAAUGCUGUGUAUACAAAGAUGUAUUUUUUAUGGAAGCUGUGAAUGUGUACAGUUGAGCAGGUUGUAUAUGUCAGGCAGCAAACAGUCCAGCACACUCCAGUUAAAUUAAAGACUCUCAUAUCUAACAGUAAAACAAA